Astrephomene gubernaculifera is the source of this 524-nucleotide messenger RNA. The record is from the annotation of a GenBank genome assembly. NCBI's taxonomy places the organism in Eukaryota, Viridiplantae, Chlorophyta, Chlorophyceae, Chlamydomonadales, Astrephomenaceae.
UGCUUCGCUACAUGGAGACCCAGCUGCUGGCACCCGGGGAGGGGGAGGGGGAGGGGGAGGAGCAGGGAGGAGCUGCACUGGAGGUGGAUGAGGAGUCGCUAGCCAGGUUGGGUCAGUUCAUGGUAGCUGCCAGCAACUGGGAGGCCUACCGCCACUUCAUGGGCCUCAUGGCGGUACGGCACCCGGAGCUGCAGCUGCAGGGGGUCAUGCAGGCUGCUGGCAUGUCGGAUGAUGACGAGUGGUGGGUCAAGGUUCCCGACAUCCCGGAUGACGACGACGGGGAUGGUGACGGGGACGGGGAGGAGCAGCAGCAGCAGGCCGGCGGGGCCUCUUCUACUGGUGGGAGCGGAGCGGGUGGGCAGCAGCAGCAGCAGCAGCACCACCGCCACCCGCAGGUGGACUGGGCUCGCGUGGAGGCCAUUGCCGCGCUGGAUGUGGACGUGCUGGCUCUGCUGACGGACCUGGAGGCAAGCAGCUACUCGGAGGAGAGCUUCAUGCGCUGGUACUUCCACCCGGGGUUGGGG